Molecule: messenger RNA, 1875 nt
Organism: [Torrubiella] hemipterigena
Lineage: Eukaryota; Fungi; Ascomycota; Sordariomycetes; Hypocreales; Clavicipitaceae
Source: the annotation of a GenBank genome assembly
AUGGCGAACCACGAUGCGCCCACGACGGCCACCGAGCCAUCGGAGAAGCGGGAAUUCCAGCACCCCAGCGCCGGCCACGCCAAGAAGAAACGCCCGAGUAUCUACACGAUCGAGCCCAUCAAGGCAUUCUACAUCUUCCUUGCGGCAAACAUGCUCGCUGCCCUUUUCGCCCCGAUCCAGGACUGCGACGAGACCUUCAACUACUGGGAGCCCACGCACUAUCUGUCCCACGGCUACGGCCUGCAGACAUGGGAGUACUCGCCUGACUUUGCGAUCCGCAGCUGGCUCUAUGUUGGGCUUCAUGCUGUCAUUGGAAACUUUCGCCGUCUGCUGCCCCGCCCCGACAAGGUUGCCGAGUUCUACUGUGUCCGAUAUGGACUGGCUAUGAUUUGUGCGCUGUGCCAGACGUGGCUGUACCGCUCUGUUACGCUGACGCUCAAUGGCCGCGUUGGGCUGUUUUAUCUAAUGGCUACUGUGAUGAGCCCGGGAAACUUCCAUGCUAGCGCGGCGUAUCUGCCCUCGAGCUUUGCCAUGUAUGCCUGCAUGCUAGGUGCCGCGGCGUUUAUGAACUGGCGCGGUGGACUCAAGACGACCAUUGGUAUCUUUUGGUUUGCCAUUGGCGGAGUCCUCGGCUGGCCUUUUGCUGCGGCCCUGUGUGCGCCGUUCUUGGUGGAAGAGGGUAUUCUUGCUCUGCUGAGCGACAAGGAGGCUCUGAUUGAGGCUAUCCUGCGUGUUGGCCGUGGUGUCAUGGCCGGCUUGAUUGUAAUUUUUUUCGACUUCCUCAUCAACCUCUUCUUUUACAAGAAAAUGGCCAUUGUUAGCUGGAAUAUUGUAAAGUACAACAUCUUCUCGUCGACCGGCGGACCCGAUCUGUACGGCACCGAGCCGUGGACGUUUUAUUUCAAGAAUCUGGCCCUGAACCACAACCUCUGGUUCGUCUUGGCCAUGGCUGCGUUGCCGCUCUUUUUGUUGCAAAAGGUCACCAACCGCUCGGCGCAGACUAUGCAGACUGGCAUGCGAACCGUUGUCUUUCUCGCACCAUUCUACAUGUGGCUCGCCAUCUUUACUGCACAGCCUCACAAAGAAGAGAGAUUCAUGUACCCCGCCUAUCCGUUCCUCGCUAUCAACGCCGCCAUGUCACUCCAUAUUGUCUUGUCAUGGCUUGGCAACCCGGAUCCCAAGACCCUCAUUGGCAAGAUCCCGGCCCGCGUCAAGCUCUUUGGUGUUAUGCUGGUGCUCUUCUUAUCACUAGACAUUAGCGUUGCACGCAUCUACGGACUAUACGAGGGCUACGGCGCUCCUCUUAGCAUCUACAAGCCUCUCUGGGGCGCCGAGGGCAAUAACACGGCUGCCGUUGGUGGAGACGGUGAUAGCGUGUGCUUUGGCAAGGAGUGGUAUCGCUUCCCGUCGUCGUACUUUUUGCCCCGCGACAUGCGUGCCAAGUUUAUCCGCUCCGAGUUCCGCGGACUCUUGCCUGGUGAGUUCUCCGAGGCUCGCACCGGCUUUGGCUUCUGGAGCGGAACGUGGCUGCCGACAAGCGGGCUUAACGACCGCAAUGAGGAGGACGUGACCAAGUAUGUCGAGCUGCGUACCUGCGCGUUCCUGGUAGACACGCAGUAUCCCGAACGCAAGAACGCCAUUACGCCGCGCGAGCCCGACUAUAUUGCCCAAAAGCACAACUGGGAGGUUGUCAAGUGCGAGCGCUUCCUCGAUGCCGAAAACACGCACCUGCUGGCGCGUAUCCUGUGGAUUCCUGACCUGGAUAUUGUGCCCGCCAAGUUCCGCAGACACUGGGGCCGACACUGCCUGCUCAAGAAGGUGCAGAAGUCGGAUCAAGGCAUGUGGAUCGACCCCGGAGAGAUGAUGAUGGGUUAG